AUGCUAUGGGUGGCGAGCAAGCACUAUAUAAGCAACCCCCCUUUCUCAUUCAUCAUUCAUUCUCAGAGUCUCUCAUCCCUCUUCAGCGACGCCCAGCAGCUCAUUCGGAACGCUCACGCGCAACGAGAACUACCGGUCAAGCAAAGAAGAAUAACGAGGGAGACUACGAGACAAGGAGUAUCUGGCAAGAUGUCGAACAAGAUCGUCCCUCAGAUAUAUCGCCAGAUCAUCGACGAUGUGAUGGCCAGCAUCGAGGCCGAUUUUGAAGAGUAUGGAAUGGAGGAAGAGGUUCUGCAGACCCUACAAGCUAAAUGGGAAGCCAAGCUGCUCGAGACCCGAGUAGCCGACUUUAAUCGCGCGCCCGGUGCCGGUCCCAGUGGAUCCGCCGCAGACAUCGAUGAUUCACCUCCAGCAGACUCUCGGACGUCUACCGCGUCGUCACCGCCUAAAACUGCUGCUGCUGGACCAAGCUCGAGGGCGGCCCAGGGAUACCCACCUUCAGGUGCUGGACCGAGCGGAGGGGGGUUGGCAAUACCAGGUCGACCGAUGGCUCAGCCGCCAAUACAGGGCUGGUCUGGGCAGGAGAUCCAGAUAAAGCAGGACCCGGACGAUGUCCUGCGGAUGCGAGGUGGAGCUCCGUCCGAGGAAUUAGUGGAUGUCAAGCCUGAGCCAAACGCAGCUGGUCUGCUUCCAGGCGACGAGAUCAUCGAUUCCGACCUAGACGACAGUGAUGAUGAGCUGAAAGACGCCGACGAUGAGGAGGGCGAGGGCGAUACGGAUAUCGUGUUUUGUACUUAUGACAAGGUACAGAGAGUCAAGAACAAGUGGAAGACGACGUUCAAAGAUGGAAUGGUGCAUAUAAACGGAAGAGACUACCUCUUCGCCAAAUGUACAGGCGAGUUCGAGUGGUAG
Dioszegia hungarica is the source of this 912-nucleotide messenger RNA. Its product is annotated as transcription factor IIA, alpha/beta subunit-domain-containing protein. Gene Ontology annotation, biological process: transcription initiation at RNA polymerase II promoter; transcription by RNA polymerase II. Gene Ontology annotation, cellular component: transcription factor TFIIA complex. The record is from RefSeq and is a predicted model, not a curated record. The transcript is spliced from 7 exons. NCBI's taxonomy places the organism in Eukaryota, Fungi, Basidiomycota, Tremellomycetes, Tremellales, Bulleribasidiaceae. The coding region runs from base 1 to 912 and encodes 303 amino acids.